This is a messenger RNA of Epinephelus moara (kelp grouper), 2994 nucleotides long. RefSeq names its product hypermethylated in cancer 2 (gene hic2). Gene Ontology annotation, cellular component: nucleus. Gene Ontology annotation, biological process: regulation of transcription by RNA polymerase II. The record is from RefSeq and is a predicted model, not a curated record. Gene Ontology annotation, molecular function: RNA polymerase II cis-regulatory region sequence-specific DNA binding; protein binding; DNA-binding transcription factor activity, RNA polymerase II-specific. Lineage: Eukaryota; Metazoa; Chordata; Actinopteri; Perciformes; Serranidae. The transcript has 2 exons. The coding region runs from base 351 to 2078 and encodes 575 amino acids.
UGGGAGAAGAAGGCCUAAACCUCAGUGUGUACAUAUCCCUCCCUCUGUCUUUCUCUCUCCCUGCCAUCUUGCAGGUAAAGUUGCCAGGGGUCCUGGGCUGAGAAAGUGGCCAAACCCUCCCACAGUUGGGUGUUUUCUCUGCUGCACUCUGGGCUGGUUUCUAUUCAAAUGUGGGUCAGGGGUGAGGAAGCCUAACGUCAUAAGCUUGCAACAUGGCGUCCCGAAGGCUGUGAGAUGAGCAAGAGGAUGGUAAAGAACGCUUGAGAACGAUCCUACCGAUGUAAUAAGCUUUAGGUGGUGCUCGUGUAGGAAGAGAGAGAGAGAGAGAGAAGGAAAGAAGGAAGGUGGAAAUGGAACUGCCAAAUCAUGCCAAACAACUGCUGCUGCAACUCAACCAGCAGAGAGCCAAGGGCUUCCUGUGUGAUGUUAUCAUCGUGGUGGAGAAUGCACUCUUCCGUGCCCACAAGAACAUCCUGGCAGCAAGCAGCAUCUACUUCAAGUCUUUGGUCCUCCACGAUAACCUCAUUAACCUCGACACAGAGAUGGUUAACCCCUCUGUAUUCAGACAAGUUCUGGACUUCAUCUACACUGGGAAGCUCCUGUCCUCGUCGGACCAGAGCAGUGAGCAGAACUUCAGUGCCCUCUUAACCGCAGCCAGCUACCUCCAGCUCCAUGACCUCGCUGCUCUGUGCAGAAAGAAGCUCAAGCGCAGUGGUGGGAAACCCCUGCCAGGUAAACCCUCCACUCCAGGUCCCCUCAGCCGCUUACGCCUCAACAACCAGCGCCUUUCCUCUUCUACCCCUGCUGGCCCCAACAACCACUAUCCUCCGACCCCCUCCGAUGCCGACCAGCCACAGCCAGAUGAAGGCCUUCGGGACAAGCUCUCAGACGACGAAAUGUUUGUUGGCAGCUCUGCGAGGAAUGGCAAUGGGGGGAACGGCAGCAGUAACGGUAACCUCAGCAGUGGAGGCAGUGCUGGGGAGCCAGACCUUGGACUAGAUCUGUCCAAGAAGAGCCCUCCCUCUGCGGGCACAGCCACUGAUGCCCUCAGCCCACACAGCAACUCCCAAGAAUCCCCUCAAUCUGCCUCAGUAUCCACAACCAACAGUGCCUCACUGGAUGACUCCUCUACCACCCUACCAGGUGUAGACAACUGUGGCUCAGAGAGCAUGGAGCUCAACUCCUCCUCUAAAGCCUCAGAUGAAACCCAAAACCAGCCUGAUGGCCCUCCACCCCAGAAGAAAACUCGGCAGGGUGCUCGUAAGAACGAAUGGCCUAAGAAAGAGGCGUCAGGGUUGAAGUCUGAAGAUCACGACAGACCCCUGGUUAACGGAGUGAUUGUGGGUCCUAAAGAUGGCCGUUCCUCUGACCAGUCCUUCCAGUGUAAAGAUGAGGAAGAAGGAGGAGAGAAUGGCCAGGACCACACUGAUGAGAGUGGGCAAAGUGACGGAGAGAGUGCAGGAGGCGGCGGAGGAACAGGAGGGGGACACCACAGCGCCAACUACGUGUACCGGCAGGAAGGUUUUGAGCCAGCAUUUGGAGACAACCUCUAUGUGUGCAUACCCUGUGGUAAGGGCUUCCCCAGCUCAGAGCAGCUCAAUGCUCACGUGGAGACACACAAUGAGGAUGAGCUCUACAUCAAAGAGGAGGGAGGGACCUUUGUGAAAGAGGAAGAUGAGGAGGAGGCAGAAGACCUGUCUGCCCCUGUGGGUCCCUCCAACUUUGGCUCUGAAGCGCGCCCGUUCAAGUGUACAGUCUGCAGUAAGAGCUACAAAGACCCGGCGACGCUGAGACAACACGAAAAGAGCCAUUGGCUGACCAGGCCUUUCCCCUGCAACAUCUGUGGCAAAAUGUUCACCCAGAGGGGCACCAUGACGCGCCACAUGCGCAGCCACCUCGGCCUCAAGCCGUUUGCAUGUGAAGAGUGUGGCAUGCGCUUCACACGCCAGUACCGUCUGACAGAGCACAUGCGUGUCCACUCUGGGGAGAAGCCGUACGAAUGCCAGCUAUGCGGGGGGAAGUUUACCCAGCAGCGCAACCUCAUCAGUCACCUGAGAAUGCACACCUCACCCUCUUAGAAAUGCAUCAAGCCAAAGAACUCUGGGAAUAGAAAAAAAAACGCUUCUCUACCUUUUUUCCAUCUCGACAGCAAAGAAACGCACACGUACACGUUCACAUGCAGACACUCAGUUUCUACACAUGAAUUCCAGUUUACGACGCCCUGGCUAAGUGAAUGAUGUAGCUGUUAGCCACAUUGGGCUCUUGGUGACGGUGGGAACUUGUUGAUGCAAGGAUCAUGUCAUCAUUUAUAUCAAGCGACGUCUGCUCACCUCUCAGGAGUUCUAGAGGGACAAUUACUCCUGUCUCUCUCCAAAGUCACAAAGCCAUGGUGGAGUGGCACGACUUCUGGUCUGCAUUGCAAGUCUGUCAAAUGUGAAUGUGGGUACUGAUACAAAGUCAAGCCCCCUCACCUCAUACCCCUCAGCAGCCUUUCUCUCUUCUACCUUUUGAGCAUUGAGUCUUUGAGUUAUUCAGAUUGUUCCUCAAACUGAUUAACUCAAGAGUCCCCUCUCUACUCCAGUGCUAUUUUGACCAAAAACCCGUGCAAACAAUACUGGCAAUAAUUCAGCAAAAAGAUGAUUUUAACCUGACAGCUUUAUAUCCUUUGUUACGUUGGUGAUGGGGAUCUGUAUGUAAGAGGAGGGGUAACUGGGUUUGGGACCAUCUCCAUGCUUUAACUGAAAGUCCUGAAAGAAAUGGUGGGAUGACAUUUGGAUUUUAGUUUUUACAGAUCACAAAUACUCAAAGGUCCUCUCUGCAGCUGGCCACAGUAAUAUAGAGAGGAUUAUCAUUGUUUUCGGUUUUGCCUGCUAGUGCUCCCAGGAAUGAAUCCUGGGUGAAAGAUGAACCUCUUGAGGUACUUGUUUUACUUAAAGAACUUGUAAUGUUUCAGUGAAUGUUUAAACUGGAAAGUCUUGGGAUUUUUCUUGUGGA